AUGGCGCCGUCAUACUCGCCGGAGCCGGAGGCGCCGUUCCGGCCGAGGGAGAAGGUGGUGGAGAAGCAGAGGUACUUCCAGAGCGUGCACAGGCCGACGUACCUCAAGGGGCGCUACGACGUGGUCACCUCCGUCGCCAUCCCUCUCGCGCUGGCCGCCUCCAGCAUCUUCCUCGUCGGGCGCGGGAUCUACAACAUGUCCCACGGCAUCGGGAGGAAGGAGUGA
Triticum turgidum subsp. durum (durum wheat) is the source of this 225-nucleotide messenger RNA. The record is from the annotation of a GenBank genome assembly. NCBI's taxonomy places the organism in Eukaryota, Viridiplantae, Streptophyta, Magnoliopsida, Poales, Poaceae.